CACACAGCGGGAAAUUAUAAUUAUCCAGUAGUCAGUGGCACUCAAUCUUACGCGGUGGGUGUAAAAGCUGUCACACGUAUGUAGACAGACGGUGUACAGACAGAGUGGCGUCCACUGGACACCAUAAGCAGUUCAGCAGUCACAUUAAAGCAGCCAGGCUCGGCGGAGAGUCUCCCGCCUGGCUCCGCCUCUCACGACACUGACUUGUUGUUAGGUUGUUACCAGGCAGACAGCCUUUCCAACAUGGCAGCGUCAAGCAACGCAGAGGAAACGCAGUUGCAAGAUAUGGAGGAAGAUGCAGGGAUGGAGAGGGAGAUGGAAUCGGACGACGGUGAGGGUAUGGGGGUCGAAAAUUCAGACGACGAAGAGGACGAUUCAUCAGAGGACGAGAAAGAAAACGAAGCCGAGAUCCAGCGUUUGGAGGAGCAGCUGUCAAUCAACGCUUUUGACUACAACUGCCAUGUGGAUCUUAUCAAACUACUACGGCAGGAGGGAGAGCUGUUCCGUCUGCGUAGGGCAAGGCAGAAGAUGAGUGAACUUUUCCCACUCACUGAAGAGAUCUGGCUGGACUGGCUCAAGGAUGAGAUCCGCUUGACCGAGGAGGAGCCUAACCGGGAGAGAGUCUAUGAACUUUUUGAAAAGGCUGUGAAAGACUAUAUCUGUCCAGAUAUCUGGCUUGAAUAUGCCCAGUAUUCAAUAGGUGGUAUGGGAUCACCUGGUGGGGUAGACAAGGUGAGAUCCAUAUUUGAGAGAGCCCUGACAGCUGUUGGCCUUCACAUGACCAAGGGAGAGACGGUGUGGGAGGCGUACAGGGAGUUUGAGAAUGCCAUGCUGUCCACAGUACAGCCUCCCCCUGGCAGGGUUCCCACCCAUGAGGAGCAGGAGCUGUUGAACACUCAGCUUGAGCGCAUCCAUACACUGUUCCGCCGCCAGCUGGCCAUCCCCUUAAUGGACAUGGAGGCCACCUAUGCAGAGUAUGAGGAGUGGUCUGAAGAUGGGGUGCCUGAGACCAUCUCCCAUCAGUACAAAAGAGCCCUGCAGCAGAUGGAGAAUCGCAAGGCUUUUGAAGAGUCCCUGUUGGUAGCUGAACCUCCCAAGUUGGCAGAGUAUCAGGCCUACAUGGACUACGAGCUGAAGGAAGGUGAUCCAGCGCGGAUCCAGAUUACCUUCGAGCGGGCCCUGGCAGAGAACUGUCUGGUACCGGACAUGUGGACAAAAUACACCACCUAUCUGGACCGUCAGCUGAAGAUCAAGGACUUGGUUCUGUCCUCUCAUGAUCGUGCCGUCAGGAACUGCCCCUGGACCAUGGGGCUGUGGAAGAGCUACCUGCUAGCUCUGGAGAGGCAUGGGGCUGAGCAUCAGACCAUCUCAGAUGUUUUUGAAAAGGCACUGAAUGCAGGUUUCAUUCAAGCCACGGAUUAUGUGGACAUCUGGCAAGCAUAUCUUGACUACCUGAGGAGACGUGUGGAUUUCAGCAAAGAAUCAAGUAAAGAGUUAGAGGAAUUACGGGCAGCCUUCUCUCGGUCGCUGGAAUACAUGAAACAAGAUGUUGAAGAGAGGUUCAGUGAAAGUGGAGAUCCCUCCUGUACCAUAAUGCAGAUUUGGGCGAGGAUAGAGGCCCUCCACUGCAAGAACAUGCAAAAGGCCAGAGAGCUGUGGGACAGCAUCAUGACAAAAGGGAAUGCCAAGUAUGCCAAUAUGUGGCUGGAGUACUAUAACCUUGAAAGGUCAUAUGGAGAUCCCAUCCAUUGCCGAAAGGCUCUCCACAGGGCUGUCCAGUGCACAUUGGACUACCCAGAACAUGUGUGUGAAGUCCUGCUCAACUUUGAGAGGGUGGAAGGUUCUCUGGAGGACUGGGAUGUUGCAGUGCAGAAGACAGAGACCCGGCUGAACAGGAUUAAUGAGCAGCGGGCCAAAAUGGCAGAGAAAGAAGCCAACCUUGCCCGUCAGGAGGAGGAGAAGGCUGAGCAGCGGCGGAAGGCCAAAGGAGAAAAGAAGAAUCAGAAGAAGGGCCAAAAGGGAAUGCGAGCUGGAGAGAAGAGGAAAGCAGAGCCGGAUGAUUACCAGAAUGAAUGGGAUGAAGAGUCGGACCAAGCUCCUAAAAGACACAGAGGUGAUGCUGACCCAGGCACUGAGGAGUACAUGGAGACAGAGACAGGACUGUUUGGCCGAAGAACUCCCGCUGGCCACAAACCUGGACCACCUGGUGCUAAAACAGCCCAGCAGGGAAGAGCAGCCGCUGCACAGAGGCAGCAAAAUGACAAGCCCGAGCUCCGCAAUGACAACAACAGUGUAUUCAUCAGUAACCUGGCGUACACCCUGGAGGAGCCAGAGGGCAAGAUGAGGACACUGUUUGAGACCUGUGGUCCCCUCAAGGAGGUGCGCCCGGUCUUCAGCAACAAGGGCACGUUCAAAGGCUACUGCUAUGUCCAGUUUGAAUCCCAAGCUUCUGUCCCUUUAGCCCUGAAACUAGACAGACAAGAGGUGGAGGGCAGGCCCAUGUUCGUAUCGCCAUGUGUGGACAAAAACACAAACCCCGACUUUAAGGUGUUCAAAUACAACUCUUCGAUGGAGAAACACAAAAUCUUUGUCUCGGGGCUGCCAUUUUCUUGCACCAAGGAAGAGUUGGAAGAGGUGUGCAAGAAUCAUGGGACCGUAAAAGAUGUUCGUCUGGUCACGUAUCGGUCAGGCAAACCCAAGGGUCUGGCGUAUGUUGAGUUUGCAGAUGAAGCUCAGGCUUCUCAAGCAGUGCUGAAAAUGGACGGCAUGGUUCUGCAAGACAACAAAAUCUCGGUUGCCAUCAGCAACCCUCCUCGCAGAAACCUGAAGGAGAAGCCAGGUUCCAGUGGGUCCAUGACAGCAAUGAUGCCUCGGCAGGUCUAUGGAUCGAGAGGGAGAGGACGCACGCAGCUGUCACUGCUUCCUCGUUCCCUACAUCGACCAAGUGGGCCUGCAAACAAAGCCGAGAACGGGACUGCAACUAAACCGAUAGCAGGAACGGUGAACGCAGCAGGAGACACCGGAUUUGAGGCACAGACAAAACCCUUGUCAAAUUCAGACUUUGCCAGAAUGCUUCUCAAUAAGUGAGAUGAUGAGCAGGAGAAUUAUGACCGCCUUCAUACUGAAAGCCAUCUUGUGUCCUUACAAAUUAGUGAUGGUGAUUGUUCUGUAAUUGGUUGCCUGACUUCCCUUUAAUCCAGUCUUGUUCCUAUCAUCUCUUCCUGCAAGAAUGCCUUAAUCACCCUAGCUCCUGCCCUUUCUAUCACAAACCGUUUUGUUUUUUUUUUCAGUUAUUUUGAAUCGGUAUGAUUGAAUGUGUAGUGAGCAGUUUUCGUUGCGCCGUUUUGGGGGUGGUUAGCAAAUCAUUUUAUAUAUAUAAAAAAGUGUAUCAUAUUUGUGUGUAAAUAUAUAAAAUUGUAUGCCUCACAUUGCAAGGUGAAUUCUUUUAGUGUGCUGACUGUUUGAAAGGGAUUUGACAGAAACAAAGGGGAGAGUAUUUUUUUAAAUAUUCUAACAGCCAAACUUGUGAAUGUUGUUUAAAAAGGUAUAUGCAAAUGUUUGACAUUUCAGAUGUUGAUGUAUUAUAGUUGGUGUGUGUACAUACAUUGGAUGUGCUACAAUAAUGAAGACAUAUUCUCUAGAGGUUUUUAGGAAACUUAGGAUUUUGAUGUGUAACUUCUCCUGACCUCUGAGGACACAGCUAACAAUGCUAGCGAUAACAAUAUAGCGAUAUUGUUUUACAUAAUACAAUCUCUAAAUUACCAUCAGUUGUAUAAUGUUAUGGAAUACUCCUGUAAAAGCCAAACACUGUCUAACAAGUAGUAGAUGUGCUUAAAUUAAUGUAGCUAGUUCACUGGCUUUAUCUUGGCUUGAGGGCAUUGUAUUACAUAACAUUGUUUUAUACAGAAACUGUCCUUCACUAUGUCACUGCAAAGGCUUGAGUUACAAUGAUACCAACAGUUUAUUUGCAGCACUGCCAAUAGGUAAACUCUCUUAUGCUAUAAAUGUUUUCAUACACUUGUCAGUUUUGUUCAGUAGUACGACCCUCCUCUUGAGGGGGGAAAAAGAUAUAGAUAUCUAUAUAUAUAUAUAUAUAUAUAUAGAUGCAUUAUCAAAUAACUAAUAUUGGUUUAGAUUUCUAAAAGUACUUCAUUUGCAGGGGACAGUACAAGAGAGACAGAUUCUGUGGGAAACGAAACACAUUCCUUCCCCCUUACCACCCUUGUGAAAUUCAAAAAGAUACAGGGUGGAAAUAUUCUGGGAUAUAGGAGAUGUAUUUGUCUUCAUUGGCUACCUGGAGAGGUUUUGCCAAAUAAGUCACCCAGCAACUCUGGGGUCUUGUUUAUACAAAUAUACUGCAAUUUUUGAUUUUUUUUUUUGGAUUUUUUACCUGCAUAUGAAAACUCAUUUCUUUAACACUUUAAUGGAUGACUUAAGAUGUUAAUAACAGGACACAAAGUUCAUUCAUACACUGACGGUUUUAAUAAGUAUUUGUGCAGUUUUGUUCGGUCGUGUGCAGUUUGAUGAGGAGGCUCCAGACUCGUUUUUCUUGAUAUUUUUGACCAAGUUGAUUUUACUGUAUGAAGUUGGCAUCCAGUGGGGCGUAAUUAGCUGAUGCCUCUGAAAGAUUCUGUGACUUUACACUAUCGCUCUCAUGUCCCCAUACCGUUCAGGCCUGCAGGACCCAUUGAUACAAGAGGAGAGAAUCUAUGCAGUUUUUGAUUGCAAGUGUUUAAAGAAUAUAUUCUCCAUGUAAGGAAGAGUUUACCGCUCACUUUGCCACAUUAGGUCUGAGUGUACUAGAGUUCACCUGUCUCGUUCGGAGAUUUUGUUUGAUUCUUGUACAGUAUGUUCAAAAAAGGUCACCAUAGUUUGUAUAGAAUUUAUAAGUUUACAGAACAGAUGGAAUACAAGCUAUAUGUCUUGAUAUCACCACAGUGGCCUAACCUAGAAAAAAAUGUGAAUAUAUUGGUCUUUAGAAUUCACCUUCUGUUUUAUGUCUAAUAUGAAAAGGUGGUGUAUGUGCAUUGCUGUUGUUUUUGUAUAAUUUCUAUAGUUAUAAUGUUUUCAAUUUGGUAUAAAGGUAAAUAACAAAAUGCUAUUUAUAGCUGUUUUGUUUAGUCACUAUUUAUUUUCCUGCUUGUUUCAUGGUCUACCCUUGUAUUUUGGGUGUGGUUAAAAAAAAAAAAA
Molecule: messenger RNA, 5190 nt
Organism: Myripristis murdjan (pinecone soldierfish)
Lineage: Eukaryota; Metazoa; Chordata; Actinopteri; Holocentriformes; Holocentridae
Gene: sart3
Product: spliceosome associated factor 3, U4/U6 recycling protein
Exons: 19
Coding region: 244-3087 (947 amino acids)
Biological process (GO): RNA processing
Molecular function (GO): RNA binding; protein binding
Source: RefSeq, a predicted model, not a curated record